AAGGCCAAGGCUCUGAUACUCUGUGGCACUACUCCAUUCUCUCGGGGUCUGAAUAGCCUCCGUCAUCAGCCACUGGCUCAGGUUAGCUAAACUCAGCCCAUCAGCCGAAAUGGCGAUGGUAUUACCCCUUUACUUUAUGGUUACCCUGCGGCUUUGACUAGGAACAACGCCCUGAGCACCUCAACAUUUGAAACAUCACCACCUUCGCCACCGUCGCUAGAAGAAGAGUCGAUGAAAGCUCCGGUGGCUGCCUUUGAGAACCGUAUGACCCAAGACGAUUCGAACAUGGAAGAUUUCUCGGCAUGGUCUCCCUUCGAUGAACCGUUCAUAACUAUUGACGAGGAGCAACAACCGGAGAACGUUCCACCACAAGUUCCGGUGAGUUCAUCGUACGAUAUUCUAGACUGCCCUAAUGCUCUGAACGAUUCGGCACCAUUUCCGAGAACUUUACUUUCGGAUAAUCUAAACUGGCCCAACUUUUCGCAUUGUUUACGAUCGGAGCAAACUCCACUGCCACAGCCGACGACUUCACCUUCGGAAAGUCUGAAUAGGACCGGUUCUGCACAUGGUUUACGAUCAGGAAACAUCCCAGCAACGCGAAGUCUUUAUCCGAAUGCAUAUGGACCUGUUCCGGCGACAUUACCAUCUUGGAAUCCAUACUGGCCCAGUUAUCCGAAUGGUCAAGGAUCUGAAAACAUGGUACCACUAGUUCCGGGGUAUUUGCCCUCCGAAAGUCUAUUUAGCUGGUCUAAUUCUCACAACAUUCCACCCCUUGUUCCUGCGGCUUUACCUUGCGGUAGUGUAGGUUGGCCAUAUUAUCAUGGUUUCGGGACUAUACCGUCAUAA
Brassica oleracea var. oleracea is the source of this 846-nucleotide messenger RNA. RefSeq lists its product as uncharacterized. NCBI's taxonomy places the organism in Eukaryota, Viridiplantae, Streptophyta, Magnoliopsida, Brassicales, Brassicaceae. The transcript is spliced from 2 exons. Bases 232 to 846 code for a protein of 204 amino acids. The record is from RefSeq and is a predicted model, not a curated record.